Messenger RNA from Megalopta genalis, 1477 nucleotides. RefSeq names its product cell cycle control protein 50A (gene CDC50). NCBI's taxonomy places the organism in Eukaryota, Metazoa, Arthropoda, Insecta, Hymenoptera, Halictidae. The record is from RefSeq and is a predicted model, not a curated record. Gene Ontology annotation, cellular component: endoplasmic reticulum; Golgi apparatus; plasma membrane.
CAUGUUCAAUCGUGCUGUUCUGUUCAUUGAUAGUUCCAUGUUCCAUGGUCUAUGGCCUAUGCCAAUUGCAAUGUAUGUACCAUACAAUGUACGUUAGAAACGUCUGAUGACUAAUUGAUACAACAAUUAUCUUUCUAUAAAUGGCAGUACUCGCUUGUUGAAAAUAAUAACGUUAAUUGUCAUUUUGAUAAAGAAAGAUGACUUCCAUCACCGAAGUAAAUUCGAUACCUAAAACGAAGAAACCAUCGGACAGUGCAUUCAAACAACAACGUCUACCUGCUUGGCAGCCAAUACUUACAGCAGGAACUGUGCUGCCAACAUUUUUUGUGAUAGGAAUUGCUUUUAUACCAGUGGGUAUUGGAUUGCUUUAUUUUUCUGAUCAAGUCAAGGAAUACAUUAUAGACUACACAAACUGUAAUUCUACGAACUAUUCUCCUUAUACAUGUGCGGAAUAUAUUGCACAGAAGCCUAACCCUACACCACCGUGUACUUGUGAAAUAAAGUUCACAUUACCAUCCCAUUUCAAUGGAAUGAUUUAUAUGUAUUAUGGUUUGACUAAUUUUUAUCAAAAUCAUAGAAGAUACGUUAAGUCGCGCGACGAUAAUCAACUAUUAGGAAAAUUAAGCAACGUGGUCUCUAAUGACUGUGAGCCAUUUGCCUAUGAUAAUACUAAUAAAGCGAUUGUACCAUGUGGAGCAAUUGCCAAUUCUUUAUUCAGCGAUGAAUUAUCAUUAUAUUCUGUAAGACAUGGAAGUAAUGUGCCAUUAUUGAAAACUGGUAUAGCUUGGCCAUCGGAUAAAGCAAUCAAAUUUAGAAACCCCGAAGGUGACUUGAAAGAAGCAUUCAAGGAAUACAGUAAACCAAAGAAUUGGACUAAAAAUAUUUACGAGUUAGAUCCAGAUGAUAAUAGUAACAAUGGUUUUCAAAAUGAAGAUUUAAUUGUUUGGAUGAGAACUGCUGCUUUGCCCACUUUUAGAAAACUUUAUCGUAGGGUGGACCAUGCGGUAGAUGGAUUCAAAAAUGGGUUAUUAGGAGGGGAUUAUAAACUUACUAUUAAUUAUUCAUAUCCGGUAUCAGCUUUUGAUGGCAAGAAAAGAAUGAUUUUAAGUACCACAUCCCUUCUUGGUGGAAAAAAUCCAUUUCUUGGUAUUGCUUACAUAGUUGUAGGAUGUAUUUGUUUAUUACUAGGUCUCAUACUAUUAAUAAUACACAUCAAAUGCUCUAAAAGCAAACUAAUGUAAAGAUGACUGCAAGAAAGUAUGCUUAGGGCACCGUAAUUGUUCUUUGUAACAGAGAUGAUUAACGUGACCCCAAAUACGCCAUAUCACGAAUAAUUGCACAUAGGCGUACUCAACGUUUGAAGAGCAUUACGGUCAUACUGCAUUUAUUUUGUAAGUGUUACUAGAACAUUUUUUAGAAUAGUUUCUCUUAUGGUGUAAAUGUAUGAAACGAAAAAUAACAAACAGUUAAAAAAAUA